Xylaria bambusicola is the source of this 2019-nucleotide messenger RNA. RefSeq names its product transmembrane amino acid transporter protein-domain-containing protein. Gene Ontology annotation, molecular function: amino acid transmembrane transporter activity. Gene Ontology annotation, biological process: amino acid transmembrane transport. Lineage: Eukaryota; Fungi; Ascomycota; Sordariomycetes; Xylariales; Xylariaceae. The coding region runs from base 1 to 2019 and encodes 672 amino acids. The transcript is spliced from 9 exons. The record is from RefSeq and is a predicted model, not a curated record. Gene Ontology annotation, cellular component: vacuolar membrane.
AUGUCUUCGAGAUCGCCUGCGGCGUGGGCCGACAACGUGCGAGGAGCAUCGCCAGGCGGUCGAAGCACCAGCGCAAUAUCUACUGGUUCUCAGAACAUUGCCUUUGAGGAUGAGCCUCUACUUGGUGAUCAUGAAUCCCACCAACGAAAUGGUCAAUUUCCCCAACUCAGGCGACGAAGAUCGUCCGUGACGAACACCCUGGCCGCUAUUACGGAUAUCGGAGGGGUCAACAGCAUCAGGUCCUUUGGUCGAAGUUUCCAACGAGCCGCAGCUUUCCCUGAAAUCAUUCCCCAACGACCAUCCUUUGUAUUCGCGCCGGGCCAAGAACCAUUGCAGAACGCCGACGUCGAAGCCUUACCAGCGCAGUCUCUUCUCCGCCAGCAACUCAGUGCGACAUCUUCCGACAACGCGAUCGCUGACACGGAUCAAGAAGACGCCAGCCCCUACAGCCCAACCUUAACACCAAUCGAGAGUCGAUCGGGUGAGAGAAAGCGCCUCGGGAGCGAUCUACAAAGAGUGGUGUCACCCUCAGGCUCUGUACGUAGCAACUCGCUUUUCUCUACGCCUCCACUGCUCUCGGCGCCUGAAAUAUUUGGUAGCUAUGGGUCAGUUCGAAGCUAUGGCAUAGUUGGGGAUCUUGAAUCGGAAGCGAGCCAUGCUUCCAUGAGAGAAGCUGCAGAGCUAUGGCGGCAACAACACCAGUCGGGUGCCAACGUGCCGGACGGCGAAAGGCCCCCCAUAUUAGUGAAAGAGGUAGAACAGGAUGGCAAUAUUGUUUUGGCUGUCUCGGGCCAGUCAACUCUGCCACAGACAGUUGUCAAUUCCACGAACGUUUUGAUCGGGGUUGGGCUUCUCAGUUUACCCAUGGGACUGAAAUAUGCCGGUUGGGUUGUCGGCCUUAUUGCCUUGUGUCUUUGUGCUGGGGUUACGAGCUGGACAGCAGGGCUUCUGUCCAAAUGCAUGGACCUCGACUCUACGAUCAUCACAUUUUCAGAUAUUGCUUUCAUCUCGUUCGGUAGGAAGGCCCGCGUUGCUACUGCCGUACUUUUCACGCUCGAACUAUUAGCUGCCUGCGUUGCGCUUAUCGUGCUCUUUGCCGACAGCUUAGCUCUAUUGUUUCCUGGGUCGUUAACGACAACGGAAUUCAAAGUUGUUUGCACGCUGAUUCUGAUACCCCUUCAAUUCGCUCCUCUUUCCCUGCUUAGUGUUACUAGUUUCGUUGGUAUCUUCUGUUGUCUAGGCAUUGGCAUUAUCGUUAUCCUUGACGGUCUACUCAAACAGACAACCCCAGGUUCGCUUAUUGAGCCGGCCGUGACAUAUCUUUUCCCGGCAAAUUGGUUAACAUUGCCGCUAUCUUUCGGCUUGCUCAUGUCACCAUGGGGUGGACACAGCGUAUUUCCUAAUAUAUACCGAGAUAUGCGUCACCCGCACAAGUAUAAGAGAGCACUCGGUUACACUUGGUCAUUUACAUUGUUCGUGGAUGCGUCUAUUGCUAUUGUAGGAUUGUUGAUGUUUGGUGACGGUGUACGUGACGAGAUCACAGCCAACAUUCUCGAAGCUACGGGCUACCCACACGUACUCAAUGUGCUGCUUGUCAUCUUCAUCGCCAUAAUACCGCUUACGAAAGUUCCACUCAACGCAACUCCAAUCAUUACCACCGCUGAGGUGGUAUUCGGGCUUCGACAACAAGUCGUUGCAGAGGAAUCACCUCUGGUCGGUCUGUCUAGUACAUCUCGAGGGCUUCUAAAGGUUUUGAUUAGGAUUGUCACCUUACUAGUCUUCCUGGGCAUCGCCAUUCUCUUCCCCGCCUUCGAUUCUAUUAUGGCAUUUAUGGGAAGUGCUCUAUGCUUCACCAUCUGCGUUACACUUCCGCUAGCAUUCUACCUCAAGCUUUUUGGCCAUGAAAUUACCACUAGGGAACGCGUUAUCUGCUGGUCUGUUAUGUCUUUGUCCUUUAUACUCUCCGUCAUAGGCACCGUCUGGGCUUUCCUACCCAAACACCUCAUUGGUGCCGAAUAA